CUUUUGUUGAUUUUUUUUUUUCACUUCUUAGCCAAAUGCAUUUGCUGGAGGCUGAGCUGCUGCGGAGGAUCACAUGCCCGUACAGUAGAUGGCAGUAUGAUUCACUCAGAUUUGGUGUGUCACUUCCUCUCAGCUGUGAGCCAGAAGAAGACAGCAGCAAGCGUAGACAAUCCUGGAAUUCCUGUUUGGUAUAUUUGAUCCUCUUAUUAUACAUCUAUGACAGCUCCUGUCAUAACAGCCGAGGAUAAUGGCCAAUAAGAAGAAAGUAAUAGUAACAGGGUUUGAGCCUUUUGGUGAGCAUGCAGUGAACUCCAGCUGGGUGGCAGUGCAGGAACUGGAGCGAUUAGGGCUGGGUGAAGCAGUCGACCUUCAUGUGUGUGAGGUGCCUGUUGAGUACCAGGCUGUUCAGACCCUACUGCCAUCUCUGUGGAAAGAGCACCAACCAAUGUUGGUGGUCCAUGUCGGUGUUUCUGGGUUGGCCACCACUGUCACUCUGGAGCAGUGCGGCCACAACAAAGGAUACAAACGCCUGGACAACUGCAGCUUCUGCCCAGCUUCCCAGUGUUGCAUGGACAGCGGCCCCGACUGCAUACAAUCAGUACUGGACAUGGAAACAGUCUGCAAAAGGGUCAAUGACUCUGGCCUCAGGGUCACUCUGUCUGUAUCUAAGGAUGCUGGAAGGUAUCUGUGUGACUACACCUACUACACCUCUCUGUACCUGGGGCAGGGUCACUCUGCCUUCAUCCACGUGCCUCCCCUUGGAAAACCCUACAGCAGCCAGGACCUGGGUCGAGCACUUCAGGCUGCCAUUCAAGAGAUGCUGACAAUGCUGGAACUGGAUCCUGAACACAACAAGCAGUGCAUUCACGAACAUCAACACCAGCACAACCACUAAUGACUUACAGCACGAGCAGUAAUGACUCAAGAUAGACAACCAUUAGCUCCAAAGAUUAAUGGCAUGAAUUUCACAUUCGAGAAUAGGAGCUCGUGUCUGAAUGGGGUGCUUUUAUCUGUAAUAUCAGUGCCAAGUGUAAACCAUGUGUUGUAUCUUAAAAAUAUUGAGGGUUUUACAAGUUUGUUUUGACUACAGCAUCUGUAUAUCUGGGUCUUUGCAUGUGUGGGUUUGAAUGUGUGUGUGGGCAUCUGUGAGCGUUAGUCACGUCUCUACAAUUCUGCCUCUGAGAAGACUGAAAAUUGAUGUCAGCAACAAUUAUGGAUGUGUUAACAUUGUAUCAAAAGGGGGAUUUAUGUGACUAUAUUACGGUAGUACUUACAAGGUAGUAGCUAAGACUACAAGAUGUAUAUGAUGACACACUGUGGAGCAUUUACAAUAACUCUGAAGCCACAUCCUUCCCCUGCCACCUGUGGGUCUGUCCUCAGUCUCCCAGGUCCUCUUUGUAUGAUUUGGAUGUUAUGCUUUAACCCCGUUGUGUUGCUUGUAUUUGCACCAGAGAAAUGUGAUGACAUUGAAAUGACUUAAGAAAUUUAAAGACUCGCACUAAAAAUGAUUUGUUUAACUCAGGGAAUAUAUUGCACAUGCAAUCAAUAUUGAGUAAUUUGAUCACUUUAAUGUCUGUGCUGUGUAUGUAGUGCAGCUUAAAGCUGUGUAUAAUUAAAACACUUCACACAGGCUAAUUUUUCA
Messenger RNA from Epinephelus lanceolatus (giant grouper), 1642 nucleotides. RefSeq names its product pyroglutamyl-peptidase 1-like. NCBI's taxonomy places the organism in Eukaryota, Metazoa, Chordata, Actinopteri, Perciformes, Serranidae. The record is from RefSeq and is a predicted model, not a curated record. Gene Ontology annotation, cellular component: cytosol. Gene Ontology annotation, biological process: proteolysis. Gene Ontology annotation, molecular function: pyroglutamyl-peptidase activity.